Pyricularia pennisetigena is the source of this 480-nucleotide messenger RNA. RefSeq lists its product as uncharacterized. The record is from RefSeq and is a predicted model, not a curated record. The coding region runs from base 1 to 480 and encodes 159 amino acids. The transcript has a single exon. Lineage: Eukaryota; Fungi; Ascomycota; Sordariomycetes; Magnaporthales; Pyriculariaceae.
AUGCCGGGCGUCAAAAGUCUUGCCCUGGCCAUUCUCCUCCUCCCCUUCUAUGGAGUCAUGGCCCUACCCAUCGCCCCCGCCAGCGGGAGUAUAAGUCUAGACCUGGUUGACCACGAGGCCCAACCUGUGGCCCGAGACACAAAUGCGGUGGCAGACAUAGCCGGGACAGCCGAGGUUGAGUCCAUAAACGAAGCUGGAAGACGCAAAAAGAACGGUGGCGGCGGUGGAGGAGGAGGAGGCGGCGGCGGUGGUGGUGGUGGUGCUGGCAGCGGAUUCUUAGAAAUCGGCAAGGAUGGCCUCAAGAUCGGAGGGUCUGGUUUUGGCUUCGGUGGUGGUGGUGGUGGUGGUGGCCGCAACGGUGGUGGAGGAGGAGGCGGUCUUGGCAGCGGCAGUGGCGGCGGUGGAGGAGGCGGCCUGCCUGGCCUGCCUGCUAGCCUCCCUGACCUUGGAGCGCUGUUUGGUAAGGGUGGUGGGUUAUAA